Messenger RNA from Sebastes umbrosus (honeycomb rockfish), 2567 nucleotides. It is a transcript of the gene rundc3b, whose product is annotated as RUN domain containing 3b. Lineage: Eukaryota; Metazoa; Chordata; Actinopteri; Perciformes; Sebastidae. Bases 210 to 1559 code for a protein of 449 amino acids. The record is from RefSeq and is a predicted model, not a curated record. The transcript has 11 exons.
CUCCUCCAGCCAAGCAGCGUGUGUUACUCCGGGCUGACGGAGCCUGCUGCUGCGCCUUCUCUACCUCACCCUGCUGCAGAGCGAGCGGAGCGGCAACGACGCACCGCCGCCUCCUCCUCCUCCUCCUCCUCCUCCUCCUCCUCCUCCUCCUCCUCCUCCUCCUCCUCCGGCCGCAGCCACGGAGCCACGGACCCGGGCCGGAGCCGGGGAUGGCGUCGCUCGGCGUCGGGCUGCAUGUCAGCCGGCAGCGGGUCUCAGGACGGAGCACCGCGGUGGAGAGGAGGAACCUGCUGACGGUGUGCAGGUUUUCAGUGAAGACUCUGCUGGACCGCUCCUGCUUUGAGACAAUAGACGACACAUCUCCAGAGUUCGUUAACUUUGUUUCCAUCCUGGAGCACAUCCUUAGUCAUCGACUCAAAGGUCAGACAACUUGGUUUGGUUAUGAGAGUCCUCGGAGUUUCUGGGAUUACAUAAAAGCUGCCAGCGGUAAAGUCCCUCAUAAUUGCAUCCGAAGCAUCGAGAGCAUGGAGAAUGUGCGAUCAUCGAGAGCUAAAGGCAGGGCGUGGAUCCGAGUGGUCCUGAUGGAGAAAAGAUUAUCAGAAUACAUCUCAUCUGCACUGAGGGAGUUCAAAACCACCAGGAGGUUUUACGAAGACGGAGCGAUCAUGCUGGGAGAGGAGGCGGUGCUGUUGGCAGACACAUUCAUCGGACUCAACACCAUUGACUUCAGCUUCUGUCUUAAAGGAGAGUGCCUGGACGGCAGCUGCCUCGCCGUGAUCGACUACGCGCCUUACCUAAAGUUCCCUCAGAAUGCAGACAGCAUCAGCAGCGACGAGGAGGAGAUGAGGACUCUGGGGAGCAGCGGCAGCGAGAGCAGCACCCCCGACAAAAUGGCCACCGCCGCCUCCAUCUUCACCGAGCAGAGCAACUUGGUCAGCAAGUGCAAACGCUUUGAGCAGAAGUACCGAAUGGCGCUGGAGCAGAAGGGUUACCUGGAAGAGCUUGUUCGUCUGCGAGAAGCCCAGCUGUCCGAGGCUGUGUCUCAUAACAAAUCUCUUCAGCAGAGCCUAGCAGACACACACCUUUCCCACACGCUGGAGAAAGAACAGCUUGAGUACAUCGUACUGGAACUACAGGACCAGCUGACGGUGCUGAAGAACAAUGAUUUGCGGUCCAGACAAGAGCUGACAGCCCAUCUGACCAAUCAGUGGCCAUCUCCGGUCGUCUUGGAUGCCAACGCCGUUGCCUUGGACACGCUGCUGUACAGGAAGAGCACGGGACAGUGGGAGGAGAAGAGUUUCCAGAGUCUGGAGCAGCUGUCUGCAGGGCUGAGUCUCUCCCAGUCGUCUCUUGAACCGUCACACACACUGAGUCUGGAGGCGAGGCCGACAGGCACACUCUGGCCCCAUCCAGGUAAAGAGGAAACUCCGUCUCUGAGAGGUCUGUGUGGCUCCCUGACAUCCGUCGCAAGCUACAAGUCUCUGUCCAGCCUGAAGUCCAGCGAGUGUUUGGCCAGUCCUGCAACGGAGAUCAGCAGCCCGGGCUUCACUCCGUCAUAAGGAACUUAACAAACAGAUCGCCACCAGGGUCAGACAAUCCAGGAACUUUCUACAUGUAGGUAAUAUUGAUUUAUGUUCUGUUUGUGGAGCCCACUGAGCUUUAACAGAUGGAAGUCAGGUUGGCAAGUUGAGAAUCCAGCAGCUCCAUCAGACCGAAAAAUGUCUUAUUAAUGACUCUUUAUAGAGGAUCUCCUGCUGUGACUUCAUCAAUAUGUUAUUUUAUCUAGUUAUCUGUGGAGCAUCAGUUUUUUUUUUCUUUAUAGGAAAUAAAUUAAAUUAAUACAGUUGAUGUAAGAAUUGAAUGGUUUCCCAGGAGAUCAUAGCAUGCUGAAAAUACUGACUAGAUCAGAUCAGAGUUACUACGCGUAAUUUCCUGCAGUUGAAAGGGUCUUUUUUUAUCUUCUGUGCUGCUACUGCUGCCACUGAAUUCAUAUCAUUGUUUUUAAAUCUAGUAAUCUCUUUGAUUUAUGAUGAAUGUAUCUCCAAUUAUGUCAGAUUCUCAUCAACAUUGUGUAAGGUGUAAAUGUUUUCUCAAGUUUUUUUUUUUUAUCUGAUCAGUGUUAUGUUGUCAAUGUCGUGCAUAAUGUAGUUGUGACAUGGUUUUGUUCUCAGGUAAUGAUCCCUACAAUUAAUAUCCACCCUUCACUUCUGUGUUUACUUUAAAGAUCAGCUUUAUCAGACACAGACUCUUUGUUAUUAUUCCCUUUAAUUAUUCAAAUGCAGUAUUUUAAUGGCUAGUUACCACAAAUCGAUCAUUCCUAAAACUCUGAAUACUGAUCUGUGUUAGGGCCCAGUAUCUUGCAGCAGAUAUUUUUGAGAUUGAGAAACAAGUGGUUUUGUGGAAUAUCAAUUAAAGUAUUAUUGGUGACUAGCAGUGUACCUCAACACUGAGUCAUGACUUUGCCUUUAGCUCGUUCCAGCAGUUAUUUGCACAGACAUGCAGCAGAUGUUUUAUUGGAUUUGUUUUGCCUUUUUAUCCUUCAUUUUGAAUAAACUGCACAGUGAAAA